Aplysia californica (California sea hare) is the source of this 1557-nucleotide messenger RNA. RefSeq names its product monoglyceride lipase. Gene Ontology annotation, molecular function: lipase activity. Bases 125 to 1009 code for a protein of 294 amino acids. The record is from RefSeq and is a predicted model, not a curated record. Gene Ontology annotation, cellular component: membrane. Lineage: Eukaryota; Metazoa; Mollusca; Gastropoda; Aplysiida; Aplysiidae. The transcript is spliced from 9 exons.
GUCGCAUCGGGCGAAGUCUGACCGAAGACCGAAGCCGCCGAGCAGGGCCAGGGCCAGGGAGAUUUCUUUUCCUGUGUGAACUGAUUUCAUUUCAGAAGUGUUUGAUUUUGAGUAACUAAUCAUAAUGGCAGGCAGCGCAACUGCAGCGGACGGUGUUGUGGAGCCAGGGAAUGAAAGUUCUUUCACCAAUGAAAAUGGAUGCAAAAUUUAUUGUAAAUAUUGGUGUGCCGACAUGCAGAAUCCCAAAGCAUUGGUCUUUUUAGUUCAUGGAGCUGGCGAGCACUGCUUGUGUUAUGGGGAACUGGCUGAGAUUUUGAAAAACCAGGGCCUAUAUGUCUUCUCUCAUGAUCACCAGGGCCACGGACAGAGUGGAGGGUCACGUAUGCACAUCACAGACUUCAGGCACUAUGUACGAGAUGUCUUUCAGCAUGUUGAGGUGGUGCAGAAGCGCUUCCCUGGUGUACCUGUAUAUGUGCUAGGACAUUCCAUGGGUGGAGCUGUUUCUUUAGUGGCAGUCCUUGACAGACCAGAUUUUUUUGCUGGCAUGAUUCUCAUUGGCCCUGUUGUUACCCCAGAGCAAGAUACUGUUGGACCUGUCAGGAUUUUCUUUGGCAAACUUAUGGCAAGAAUUUUUCCCCACUUUCCUGUACUUCAAAUAUCUGAUGAGGAAAUAUCAAGAGACAAGGCAAUUGUACAGAAAUAUAAGGAUGACCCACUUGUUUACCAUGGUUGGAUGAAAGCCAAGUGGGCGCUGAGUCUGCUUUCUGCUCUGAUGGAAAUAGAGGAGAAACUUACCACCAUCAAACUUCCAUUCCUUGUCUUGCAUGGAGGAGAUGACAGAAUCGUCAGCUCCAAGGGCUCAGAGACUUUGCAUAAACUUGCAGAAAGCACAGAUAAAACAAUAAAGAUUUAUCCUGAAGGGUUUCAUCAGCUACAUGCAGAUGUAGAACCUGUACGCAGUGACAGCUGUAAGAACAUUGUAGACUGGCUUGCCAAACGUGUGUCUUAGGAUUUUUUCAGCUGCAGUUAAUAACUGAACUACUUGCCUACUCAUUCUAACCUUUGGCGUGCUCCCGGGAGAAUCAAGUCAAACACUUCGCCUCUCUGGAAAGUGACAGUGAAGUUGGCCUAUCGCAGGUUUUUGGAAAACUGUAUUGUUUGUCUGUUCUGUGUAAAUACGAGCACCUAUUUUUAUAGCUGACAUCUAUAUGUGUGUGCGCCCUGAGAAAGGUACCAAAAGUCGCCCCAGACCGUUUCGAGCUACAGGCUGAUAAGGACAAAAAUCACUUUUUUGACCAAAAUGUUUCCUUAAAAAAAUUAUAGAUCCACCAUUUUUUUACUCUGUGCUCAAAGAGUUUUCAUUGGUUUGACUUCUAAAUAUUUUAUUUUGAAUUAUUUUGAGAGUAUGGUAUAAAAAAAACAUAAUGAAAAGUGCUUUUAAUAGGUGUUAAAAUCUGUUCUUGAAGCACGCUUUCUCUCCCCUGCUAUGUUUUACCCGUGUACAGUGAAGUAGCAGAAAAAUGUAAGUGAUAAUUAAUUUUGAAAAAGAAAAAAAAA